Cyphellophora europaea CBS 101466 is the source of this 216-nucleotide messenger RNA. RefSeq names its product cytochrome c oxidase-assembly factor COX23, mitochondrial. The record is from RefSeq and is a predicted model, not a curated record. Lineage: Eukaryota; Fungi; Ascomycota; Eurotiomycetes; Chaetothyriales; Cyphellophoraceae. The transcript has 2 exons. The annotation marks the transcript as partial.
CGAUCUACUCGCACUCCUUCGGACGGCCCAAGAGAAGCACGUACUGAUGGAAGAGGCUGUGAUAGGAAACGCAGUUCUGAAUACCAUGAUCCCUGCCAGGACUUUGCGAACCGAAGUAUACGCUGCUUGCAUCGCAACGGCGGCGACAAAGAUAUGUGUCAAGACUACUUCCAAGCUUACCGAGACUGCAAGAAGGAGUGGACUACAAAGCGGCGG